GGAGGCAGAGGAGGAAGAGGAGGCCCGGCCGAGGCCGGUCCUGCUCCUGCUGGGCCGGGGAGAGCAGCCGGAGGGAUGUGGCGAGUUUAGGGGCAGUUCAAGGAGCAGUUUCCCCGCUGCGAUUCAGGCGAGCUCAGCGAAGGGGCUCCGGGAAGAAAGGACGAGGAAAGGAUGUCACACGGGACGGAUCGUGGCUGAAAUGCGCCUUCUUCAUAGUUUUUCCCCAGAUGCGGUUUCAGACCUCGGAAGACAGAAUGGCUAAAGGGAAGGCGAAAUCCCCCAAGCCUCCCACCGGCAACUCCGCGCCCAACCCGGAGCGGCUCAAAAAGUUGAACCGGAAGAAAAAGAAGAAAAAAAUCUUCUGGAAAACGAAAGCUCGGGAAGGGGGCGAGAAGCAGAAAGGUAGCCACAAAGUCGACGUGGUGCGGCCCCCGAAAGCUCCGCAGGAAUUUUCCCACAACUGGAAAGCGCUGCAAGAGCUCCUGAAACAAAAAACACCCGAUCGGGAAAGUGGUCCAACCUCCCGGGCGGGGCCUAGGAAGCCACGCAAACCCAGCCCUCGGAACGGCAAGCCGGCUUCGUCUCAGAGAGGAAUUGGUAGCCCGAGGCCAGCCGAUCCUGCAGACCGGACAGGCGGGAAAUCUGCCAAGGCAGCUGCUCCUUUGGAACCACCGAACGACAGGACGGCCGCCCUCGGUAAAAGCCCCGUCGGAGCAGCGGGAAAUGGGAAGGAGACGAAGAGGAGAAAGAACGGCAGCAUUCACCAGGAGCAGAGGGACAUCAAACACAAGAAGAGGAAAGUAGAGACGAAGGCAGAGACCCCAGCCCCCCUCUCGUCCGCAGAUGCUGACAUCUGGUUCGACGAUGUGGAUCCUGAGGAUAUCGAGGCUGCCGUAGGGCCGGAGGCUGCCAGGAUAGCCCGGCAGAACCUGGGCCUUGAAGAGGACCAGGUACCGCAAGUAGAAAAGGUCCUGGUGAAGGAACAGGCCUUUGACGGGCUGACGCGAGCCGUAGCCAUGGACUGCGAGAUGGUGGGGGUCGGGGCGCAGGGAGAAGAGAGCGUCCUCGCCCGCGUGUCCAUCGUGAACCAGUUCGGGAAGUGCGUGUACGACAAGUUCGUCAAGCCGACGGAGAAGGUGACCGACUACAGGACGACGGUCAGCGGGAUCCGCCCGGAAGACGUCCGGAACGGAGAAGACUACCGGGUUGUUCAGCAGGAGGUGGCUAAUCUGCUGAAGGGACGGAUCCUAGUCGGGCACGCCCUGCAUAACGACCUGAAGAUACUACUUCUCGAUCAUCCGAAGAAGAAGAUCCGGGACACCCAGAAAUAUAAACCUUUCAAGAAAGAGGUCAAGAGCGGGAGGCCGUCCCUGAAACUGCUGUGCGAGAAACUCCUCGGCGUGAAGGUGCAGAAGGCCGAGCACUGUUCGGUUCAGGACGCUCAAGCCGCAAUGAGGCUGUACACCAUGGUGAAAAGACAAUGGGAGACCGCCGUCCAAAACCGGUAUAAAGUGGGGAAAAGAGCCAACGGUUGGAAAACGUAACCAACCUUCCCCCAUCGCUCCCCGCCCCUCUCCCCUUCCGGCUCUCUCCUCUCCGCACCGGCAGACACCUUCCGCAGAGCCACCUGGAACUCCCCGGCCACCUUUUCUUUUUCUCUCCGCUCUUCACUGUGUUCCUUCGCCAACUGAGCGGGCCUGGCGGCUCCCGGGAGACUCUGACCUCCGGUAAUCCAGGUCGGGCUCUACUCCUCCGGAGAGGGGCAGCGAGGAGGAGCUCUGCGGGGUCACCGUUGGCCAUCGUCCCCCGGGAAGCGCCCCUUCGGGCCCGGGGUCUUUUGUCCUCGGUUCUCCUGAGACCAGCCUCGACCGAGUCUCCGUCCAGGAGCCCGGUAGAGAGCCAAACUAAGUUUAGCUUGAGGGAAAAGAACCUGGGCUGGUAACUCCAUCUGAUGAUGAUGGUUUUAACCGCUGGCUCGGAUGCAGGAUUAUCCACUAGACUGUAAACGCGUGAUGGAACGCGUCUGCUAAUUCUGUUGUACUAUCCCGAGCGCUUAGUACAGUACGACGGAGUUGGUAGACCCCUCGGCCCUCAGAGAGCUUACAGUCUAGGGGGAGAGACACAGAUUAAUAUAGUUUACAGAUGUGGGGCCGAGGUGGGUGAAUAUCAAGUAGGCGGGGACCCCGUCUACCAGCUCUGUCGUACUCUCCCGAGUGCUUAGUACGGUGUUCGCGCAGUAAGCGCUCAGUGAAUCCCAUCGAUGAUCCUCUUGCCAACAGGACUGAGGCAGAAACGGGGGGUCCGUAAUCUGAGGGAGACUCGGCUACAUUGACGACGUGUGGGUUCCCGAAAUGAUUCCAAGUGAGGAAAGUCAAGGGUGCGGUAGAAAAAAUGUAUAACUCCUCUGGGAUGGAUUCUGUACAAUAAAUGUGCUCCUACUUUGGGGUGGAAGCUUCUUGUGAA
Molecule: messenger RNA, 2463 nt
Organism: Ornithorhynchus anatinus (platypus)
Lineage: Eukaryota; Metazoa; Chordata; Mammalia; Monotremata; Ornithorhynchidae
Gene: REXO4
Product: REX4 homolog, 3'-5' exonuclease
Exons: 9
Coding region: 228-1544 (438 amino acids)
Biological process (GO): DNA catabolic process; rRNA processing
Cellular component (GO): nucleus
Molecular function (GO): nucleic acid binding; 3'-5' exonuclease activity
Source: RefSeq, a predicted model, not a curated record